Ectocarpus sp. CCAP 1310/34 is the source of this 823-nucleotide messenger RNA. Lineage: Eukaryota; Phaeophyceae; Ectocarpales; Ectocarpaceae. The record is from the annotation of a GenBank genome assembly.
AUGUUCGCAGUUACAGCGGCGGAAUUUACGGCGAGAGGGACGGCUCACAUAUUCGUCAACCAGUACAUGACCAAGUGGGGAUGUCCGACUACGUUGUUGUCGGACAACGGACUGUCUUUCUGCUCGAAGCUCUCCAUGGCGAUCUACGAGGUGAUGAAGAUCAAGAAGGUCACCACCAGCUCCUACCACCCACAGACCAACGGCGGCACUGAACGCGUCAACCACACGAUGGCCCAGAUGCUUGCGGUGGUCGUCAACGAACAGCAAAACGAUUGGGACAUACAUCUCCCGCACGUUGAGUUUGCCUACAACAAUUCCGUGAACCAGUCUACUGGAUUAGCGCCAAACGAGAUCCACAUCGGACGCAUCCCGCGACUCCCGCUUUCGGUCUUCGAUCGUCCCACGGUAGGUGGUCAUCAAAGCUUGGCCCGCGAUCAACUCGAGUAUUGCAACCUGGCUGUCGAUCGCCAGCGCCGGGCCUACGAACUUGUCCGCGAGUACAACGCGCUGAAGAUUUCGCGAGUCUAACGCCGAAAUUCAUCCCUGCUGGACGCCAUCCACAAGCUCCAUCAGUUUACCGUUGGCGGGUGGGCUUGGGUGUUACAACACGGCUGCUACAAUUCGACAGGGUGUGCAGAAGGACACGGACCAACAGGUGCUCAAGGCCAAAUUCGCACUUUCCUGGACGAGGCCCUACAAAGUUCUUGCGAUGGGUCCCAACUCUGCCGACGCCACUUCGGACGGCCGCCCGUUGGCGCAUAAACUCCUCUACCUGGACCUGCCUUCCGAUCUUUCCGGCCCGGCAGCUCGUUGUCGCGUGUCU